ACACCUUCACCUUUCCUACCUAGCUAGAGAGUCUAGACAAGGGUGUUCGUAACAUCACAUACUCAAAUCUUGCAAGAAUCACCGAGCGUUGAAUAUAAUUCAUCUUUGAAGAUGUCUAAUCCCAAUUCAACUUCGAAUUCCAACGCACAAGUAUCAAGGAGGGCCGAAGAUAUCGAGGUGGCCCCCACACUCCAAGAUAGCGAUCUUCCCGACCCAUACAGGAUCCGAGUCGGUCUCAAGACAGACGACGAGCUCUCACAGCUUCGUCAUCGUCGUAGGACUGGUAAACGACUCGAAAAAUUUCACAGAAAGCAGAAUGACCUCAUUCAAUCAUUGCUGAAACCUAUGGAAGAACAUACACAGGAGGCGAAAGAAGAUGAAGCACAUUUCCAUUUUUCUGUUAGGGUCGCAGUCUGGGCAAGUCUUGUUGCCAACUUCAUUCUUUGCGUACUUCAGCUAUAUGCUGCUGUGUCAUCCGUCUCUUUGUCCCUCAUUGCCACAGGGAUUGAUGCUACUUUCGAUUUUGGAAGUAAUGUCUUCCUGUACUGGACUCACAAGAAAGCACUGUCAAUGGAUGUUAACAAAUGGCCUGUUGGUGGCUCUCGAGUUGAAACCAUCGGAAAUAUCGUCUACGGUUCACUCAUGGCUUCGGUCAACUUGGUUGUUAUUGUUGAAUCCAUCCGCGCAAUUAUGACUCAAGAGAAGGAUAACGGCUUUCACAUCCAAGCCAUCAUCGCAGUCGCAGCUGCACUUGCGGUCAAAUUUGUCCUUUUCUUGUAUUGUUUGGCCCUCCGAUCAAAGUCUAGCCAAGUGCGGGUCUUAUGGGAGGAUCAUCGAAACGAUCUUUUCAUCAAUGGAUUCGGUAUUUUGAUGUCUGCUGGAGGAAGUAGAUUGCGAUGGUGGCUGGACCCUACUGGCGCUAUCCUCAUUGGCGCUGGAGUGAUCAUUGCUUGGAGCUGCACUAUCUACGAACAAUUUGGCUUCUUGGCCGGGAAGUCUGCGCCACACGACUUCCUGCAGCUCAUCAUCUACAAAGCCAUGACCUUCAGCGAUGAAAUUGAGAAAAUCGAUACCGUACGGGCGUACCACAGCGGACCUGAUUACAUCGUCGAGGUAGACAUCGUCAUGGACGCUACCACGCCGUUAUGGAAAGCACACGAUAUUAGCCAGCAACUGCAGGAUAAGAUCGAGGUACUUCCGAAUGUCGAGCGUGCCUUUGUGCACGUUGAUCACGAGACGACUCAUGCCCCCGAACAUCGCAAGAUUGUGUAGACGAAAGGCAGCUGAAUGAAACAACAUAUCCCUGGUUAUCCCCUGUGGGAAUGCUAUCAGUAUCUAUAAGAACUUGAUGUUUUGUUACCGGAUACCUUUACUAGGUGCCAAGAUUACGGAUUGCUUGUUAUUGUUGUGCUCGUAUAAUCAUACUACUGCAGUCUCCUUAUAUAGUUUGCCUGCUGAUCGGACUUACGCUUCAUGAUUGGAAGAUCGACAAUAUGAGUGCUAG
Molecule: messenger RNA, 1504 nt
Organism: Suillus subalutaceus
Lineage: Eukaryota; Fungi; Basidiomycota; Agaricomycetes; Boletales; Suillaceae
Product: CDF manganese transporter
Exons: 15
Coding region: 112-1272 (386 amino acids)
Biological process (GO): transmembrane transport; monoatomic cation transport
Cellular component (GO): membrane
Molecular function (GO): monoatomic cation transmembrane transporter activity
Source: RefSeq, a predicted model, not a curated record